Dothidotthia symphoricarpi CBS 119687 is the source of this 1455-nucleotide messenger RNA. RefSeq lists its product as uncharacterized. The record is from RefSeq and is a predicted model, not a curated record. The transcript has a single exon. Bases 427 to 1080 code for a protein of 217 amino acids. NCBI's taxonomy places the organism in Eukaryota, Fungi, Ascomycota, Dothideomycetes, Pleosporales, Dothidotthiaceae.
CCACAGGCCAAUAUGACGCUUGUUGGGCCUUGGACGAAUGUAGUAUCGUCUUCACAGACAUAACCAACUGCUACAAGGCAUUUGGCACGAUAACAGACCCCACAGAUCCCUGGCUCGAGAGCAACGUAUACAAGCAAUGUCUUUGCCGAGACAAGGGCACGCAGUAUAAGAAGUGCGUUCCCCUGCUCCCAAAGCUCUUAUCGACACCCUCCAAGCUAACCGCCACAUCACAACCAUAGUAUACUAACGCCACCACGCCUCCCUCCUUUCUCACCAAUUCAAAACUGCAUAUCCUGCUUCGCCCAAGCCGGCAAGUCCGCCUUCGCACCCACCAGCCCCAUCCAAAAAUGGACAUGGGCCAUCAACGACUUCUGCAACACUCUCCAACCAAACCUCUACCUCUUCCUUACCGCCACACUAACCUUCAUGCAAGACACACACCAACCGCCGUCCUUCUCUCAACUCCCCGCCCAAGUGUCCGACAUAACGACGCUCGCGGAUCGCUUCACGUCGCAGCCAGGCAUGAACGUGCCGUCUACCACGCCGCCAGGCGUCACUCGACCGGCGGCUCCGACAGAGUGGUGGGCAAGUGAGUUAACGCGUGGUGCUGUGGUUCCGACGGAGUAUCUCGCUCAGCUGCCGGUGCAUUGGCCGUAUACGAGGUUUGGGGCAGCAAGACGGCCGCGUGUGGUGGCGACGUGGGCGUUUACACAUCCGAAUGUUACGGGUCAGACCGUUGCGCUACUGUAUCAUUCUAUGCUGUGGAAUCCGAGACCGUUAUAUACUUCGUCUGGUCACGGCUCAAGCGGGAAUGCGUCGGCGAGGAAUCCCCUGUUGGAGGGCUGGACCCAUGCUUUUGUUACUACUUCGAUGGAUAAUUUUCCACUCAAGGAGUUGGUUGUGUCGUCAACAGCAAUGGUGGCGAUGCGUUCAGCCGACUCACAUUCUCUGAUACCGAUAGAGAUCAUGGCUGUGGAACCUUCGCAGACUGAUGAGGCAGUCUUGGGUGUUGCGGAAGCCAAAGGGCAGACGAAGACGACCAGUAGGUUUGCUGUUCCGGAGGUGACGACAGAGUCUUAAAUGUUAGAAGACUCGUUGAGUAUGGCGUGGAAUUGGCUGACCGAGUCCUGAGCUGGAAAGUUGGAAUAUGUGGGUAGUAAGAUCUCUUAGUAUUGUAAUCUCUUAACGGUACUAUUUUUGUCACAAUGUUCGGUAUUUUUCGCAAUCGUAAGAGCACAUAUAUUAGCUUGCCGUUAGUCUAUUAUAGAUAUAAGAUGGACUUCACGAACUGAAAUGAAACCCACAUAUACUCUUUGGUGUUCUUAAAAUUCUCAAGAUCAUGCGCCAUAUAGUGCUCUCAGUGGAUUGGGUGGCGAAGGCAAGUUAUCGAUUGGCAAUUCGUACUUGUAGGUCAGAUGGAGUCUAUGUCCGCCAGAUUGAGGAACAUGUUGACAU